Scophthalmus maximus (turbot) is the source of this 1347-nucleotide messenger RNA. Its product is annotated as olfactory receptor 4Q2-like. The coding region runs from base 1 to 933 and encodes 310 amino acids. The record is from RefSeq and is a predicted model, not a curated record. The transcript has a single exon. Gene Ontology annotation, cellular component: membrane. NCBI's taxonomy places the organism in Eukaryota, Metazoa, Chordata, Actinopteri, Pleuronectiformes, Scophthalmidae. Gene Ontology annotation, molecular function: olfactory receptor activity; G protein-coupled receptor activity. Gene Ontology annotation, biological process: G protein-coupled receptor signaling pathway.
AUGGACAAUGUUUCUGCAGUAAGAAUUCUCACUCUUUCGGGGAUCAAUGAGACAAUGAAUUACAGAAUUGCUAUCUUCUCACUCACUUUACUGUAUUACAGUCUGAUUUUAGUUUUCAACAUCUCUCUCAUCGCUGUCAUUAUCUCGGAUGAAAACCUGCACGAACCCAUGUACGUCUUGUUGUGCAGUUUUUGCAUCAAUGGACUUUAUGGGACCACGGGGUUCUACCCCAAAUUCCUUUCUGACCUUCUGUCGUCGUCUUCUCCAGAAAUCUCAUACGAAGGAUGCCUUCUACAGGCUUUUGUCAUGUACUCAUUCGCUUGCUGCGAUCUGUCCAUUCUAGCAGUCAUGGCCUACGACAGGUAUCUGGCUAUAUGUCGACCGCUGCACUAUCACUCUCUGAUGUCUCGGAGGAGGCUCUCUCAGCUGGUGUGUGUGUCCUGGCUCACACCUUUCUGCGUCUUCUCCAUCAAUGUUCUGUUCACGUCCAGACUCAAACUAUGUGGUUCAAACCUGCAGAAACUAUUCUGUGUGAACUGGGUCAUUGUCAAACUCGCUUGCUCUGACUCGGACACCGUUUCAAACAAUGUUGUCUCAUAUGCAAUAAUCGUGAUUUACGUGUCUCAUGGUCUUUUCAUAAUUUGGACUUACAUGCAUCUCAUUAAAAACUGCGUGAGGUCCAAAGAAGACCGGGUCAAGUUCAUGCAGACAUGUGUGCCCCAUUUAAUUUCUUUACUCACAUUCCUCGUUGUAAUAGUUUUUGAUCUGAUGUACAUGCGGUUCGGCUCCACAGAUUUACCGCAGAGCCUUCAAAACUUCAUCGCUAUAGAAUUCCUCCUCAUCCCUCCACUUAUGAAUCCUCUCAUUUACGGAUUCAAACUGACCAAAAUACGGAAAAAGAUUCUUUGUUUAGUUCAUGUUGGAAGAAAAUGACCUUCUAUUCAUAGCAACUCAUAUUUAUAUACUCUUAUUUUGGAUUGUUUUAUUUUGUGUAUCUGGAACAAUGCAGAUGAACUUUUGUUUGAUUGAGGGAAGUGGGGCAAAAAUAUAGAAAAUAUAUUAAGAUGUUUGUGUCUCGCCAGAAAUGCUGACAGUUGUUCAUUUUAACAUGUCAGUUUUUACUAUUUUGCAAAUUUAAUUUGUGGUUAUGCUGCAUGCAAUGGAUAUGUUUCUGGUUCAGUCUGUGUAUAUAAUGCGUAAGAGAAAUCAGUCACUACAUCAUACAUGUGAACAUUAACAUACAUACCUCACACUAAAACCGCUCUCACGUUCACCUCACGUCUCACAAGAUGUGUUUUCUCUCUGAAAUUUUGAAAGAAAAAGAAACUGUUGUCUUAAACAUGUAAC